Messenger RNA from Cryptosporidium muris RN66, 561 nucleotides. RefSeq names its product TPR repeat-containing protein. The record is from RefSeq and is a predicted model, not a curated record. Gene Ontology annotation, molecular function: protein binding. The transcript has 2 exons. NCBI's taxonomy places the organism in Eukaryota, Apicomplexa, Conoidasida, Eucoccidiorida, Cryptosporidiidae. Bases 1 to 561 code for a protein of 186 amino acids.
AUGACAACUAUGUCUCAAAACUUAGAUAUAGAUAGUAUACUUGAGUCAGAUAAAGAAGAUGAUAUAGGUGAUAUAAAGCUAGAUGAAAGUAUCGAGAAAGAGGAGGAUUAUCCUCCAAACGCAAAGGACCAAGGGAAUGAGGCUUAUUCACAAGGGGAAUUUAAUAAAGCAAUAGAAUUAUGGCUUAGAGCGUAUAGAUCCUGCUGUUACAUACUUGACAAAAAAAUAUAUGAAACUCAACCUGACAAGUUGGAAGAUGUUCAAUGUAUGAAAUUGCAAAUAGAAAAUAACUUAGCAAUGGGCUAUCUUAAAUUAAAAGAUUAUAAGACUGCAAUUAAAUAUGCAGAUUCAGUGUUAUCUAGUGAACAUAAAAAUAUAAAGGCUCUAUAUCGUAAAGCUGAGGCGUUAUUCUAUACUUUGGAAUACAAGUUAUGUAUUGAAACACUGGAAUUUGCUUUGAAAAUUGAACCUGAAAAUACUGCCUUAAAGAAGUUACAUUAUCAUGCUUUGAAAGAGUUGUCGAAAUAUCAAAAUAAAAGCAGAAAAAUGGUAAGUCCGUGA